UCUUGAGUGCAUCGUUUGUAAUAAAGUGAGAUUAAAUCGUAUUAAAAGAUUAUAUUAAAUUAUGUAUUAUAUAUCAGAAGUACGAAGAACAGAAGGAAAAGUUGAAGACAGGACUGGGGUCAAGAUUUCCGACAUCAAUUCCACAUAGUUUUCAGAAAUGCUUUCAAAGCAAUUCGAAGUUUCUACCAAUGCCUGUGAUUGGUCAUUCCAUUAUGGCGUCCUCUUAUUUAGACCAAUCAGAUUCAUCGUUGAAGGUUGCAAUGCGCGGAGUGCGGUGGAGUUCAACAGUCCUUUUUGAAGCUUUGUCCGUUUGGCACGUGUCCGCAACAGACCCGUUCGUGUAUGUAAACUGACAAUGAGUCCAUCGAAGUUGUCGCAGUGAAGUUGGCGCACUAAUACAUUCACGCCGCGUCGGUGAGCCGGCCGAUAGCGGAAUUUACCGAAGAAUGCCGAAGCGGUGCCGACCGGUCUUCGUCGGGAAGGAAGGUCUCGCCAUUUCUCUCGCGAACGUCGAAAUGACAAGACGUGUUGAGAGCAUCCUUUUGUAUAAGCACCAACGAGAUACUGUAUCUCGUCGGUGAUGUAGUAUAGCAUGCCGUUAGUUGGAUGCAAUAACUGAGGUGGCGUUUGAAUCAGUUUCUAUGAGCUGCAAUGAGCUGUUUUACCGACGCGGAAUUCGGAGUUCGGCCAUCGCCUUAAAAUUGAAAAAUGCAUAUAAAUAGAUUCUCUCUGUAUUAAAAUCAUUAAGUUUAUUUCAAGUAAGAUAUAAGUAUUUUGUAUUAUCCCAAUAGUGUAAAGAAAAGCGAUGAAGUUAUUAUGAUCUAUUUUAUUAGCAUAUAAUAAAUAUUCAACGUAGAAGUUUCUUUUCUUGUUGCGUUAUGUAAAUGAAUUCUGUAAAAAUAUUGAAGAGAAAUUGCAAUUGUAUUCUUAGCAUUGAGAAAUUGAUAUCAUAGAACCUCUUUUAACCGUCCCUGAAGCGCAUAAGCUUCACUGACCGUAGACGGGUGAUAUAGUGAUAUAUAUAGUCUUGUAUAGUCUGCAGCGUUCAUUUGCAAAAUGGCUGACCACAGGGAAAGGGAUUCAUAUUAUUCGCAAACGGAUUUACGAUCUAAAAAUGAUGAUCCACCAAACUCACGUUUAUUUGUUAUAUGCCACAAAAGCUUGGAGGAAGAUGAUCUCAGGAAAGCGUUUGAAAAAUUUGGAAAAAUUGAAGAUAUUUGGGUGGUUAAAGACCGAAGUACAGGUGAAAAUAAAGGUGUUACAUAUAUUAAAUUUUCUAAAACAUCAGAGGCAGCUUUUGCUCUUGAAGAAAUGAAUGGAAAAAUGUUAGGAUCCGUAGGAAGACCUAUCAAAGUAAUGAUUGCUUCAAACCGUGAUCAAGGUUCUGUAAGGGAAACAAAUGAAGAGGAAAGAUGGGUUCGUCUUUUUUGUGUGUUACCUAAAUCAAUGACUGAUAAUGAACUUCAGCAAGAAUUUUCAAAAUUUGGACCUAUUGAAUAUGCAACUGUGGUCAAAGAUAGGAAUACAAAUGAAUCAAAAGGUUUUGGUUAUGUAAAGUUUAAAAAAGUAUCUAGUGCAGCAAGAGCAUUUGAAGAAUGUGACAGGAAGUACAAGGCUGUAUUUGCUGAACCUAAAAAACCUAAGCCAGAGCACGUUGAUGUAAAAUACAAUAAUGGACUAUCCUCUCAUUACGAUGGUGCAAGUGGAGGUUAUAGUUCAUCAAAUUUUGGAAAAAGCAGUAUUAGUUUAGAAAUUGCUACAAAUUAUCCUAAUUCUGAAGGUUAUACGCAUUUACAAGUAAUUGCACAUCCAGCAUUAAAUCAAGAUCAGUUAUGGAAAUUGUUUGAUAUUGUACCUGGUUUGGAUUAUUGCCAUUUAAAAAAUGAUGUAAGAUAUAGGAUGCCAAGAGGUCAAGCUGUUGUAGUGUAUUCUAAUCCUAGUGCAGCAGCAUAUGCAAGAGAAAAAUUUCAUGGUUUUGAAUAUCCUCCUGGACAUAGAAUGAUAGUUAAACCAGAUUUAUCAAAUGUUCCACCAAAAAAUGCAAUAAAAGCUGGGAGCUCAGCAGGUGGAAUUGCCAGUGCUAGGACAGAUCUAGCACAUCUAGCAGAAACAAUUGCUCAAGCUACAUCUUUAAUUCAAGCUGCAGGACUAACUGCACCAAGUUUAGAACAUUCAAUGUGUGUUAAAUUACCACCUGUGCAACCGAUGGCAAGUAUAGAUGCAGAAGUUGCAAAAAGGUGUUUCAUUGUAUGUGGACCUCCAGUACCUCCUAUAUAUGCUAUGAAGGAUGCUUUCUGCAGAUUUGGAAAUCUCAUAGAUGUUUAUAUGCUCCCGGGGAAAAAUUGUGGUUACGCAAAGUAUGCUAGUGUACAAAGUGCAAAUGAAGCAAUCGAGGUUCUGCAUGGGCAAGAAAUUUGUGGAUCUCGACUGAAAGUACUAGAAGCAGAAGAGCGCAACGUUGGCGAAGAUCGCAGAAAACGAUUAAGAAUGGAUGAAGAUGAAAAUUAACUUUUUUUCGUAUACCUCACUGACUGGUAUACACAAGCUGGACGCACGCAAUAAAAGAGACGAAUUUUAAGACUCACUUGACCACGUCGGGCCCGCAUCCAAGGAAACUACUCCAACUACCUACUUUUAACUAUCGCUUACGUUCGCGAUUUCAACGUUACUGAAACUUUAACGAUACUUUACUUUAUCCUUACAUGUCGUUACACACACACCUGACUUUUUGGUUUUAUUAUUUUAAGAGGCCUGUGCGAAAAGUGAUCUUAAACAUUCAAUUUUAAGGUUAUGUAAAGCACACAAAAUUAGUUAAAUUUAAAACUUCUUCCUUUAGCGUAAGGGAGUUGUACGAUGCAAUAUACUUGAGGCGUUUAUUUAUGGUAAUAUACUACAAGUAUUAGUCAAAGGUAAGAGUAUUUCUCUAUGCAUAUACUUUUGUAUUAAAACCGCGUGGGGGUGAAAGCUUUUUUAGAUAAAUUUCAAAAAAAAAGAAAACGAAUGAAUUCUCUGUAGUUUAAUAAUUAAGAGAAAUGAAAGAGAUCAUUUCACGAUAUUUUAUAUUCUUGUUUAUAAAACAAGACUUACGUUAUCAAUUUUAACUAUUCGCGCAGGCUUUACAACAGGCUUUAAAACCUGUGCCUUAUAGUUAGUAAAACAAAUUUUUGUUUAUAAUCUAUAUUCGAUAGUUCUGUACUAUUCUUUUAUUAGCUAUACUCUGUAUGAAAGAAAACGUAAAUUAAUUUAUUUCUUGUAUAUGUUUCAAGAAAUAUUUUCAUGGUGACGAAUUCAUGAUAAUAAUAUAUUUUACAGAACUAAAAUUCCAAAACAAGAUAUAUUCUGCAAAACGGUACUUUGUUCUUAUAAUACUUUAACGAUAUGGUUUUAUAUAUUAAUAAUAUCGGGAGAAAUUAUAUUUUUAUAAAGGUGAAUGUGGUGAAAUUUAUUUCGCCAGUCUUAAACUUGAUAUUGCAAAAUUUGUUUGUUGAAUUGUAAAUAAUAAUUUUUAUUUUAGUAACAGUUUUGGACGAGUUCUAACAGUUAAUAAAAUUUUGCUAUUACAUUAAAUUAAAUGGUUAUUAAAAGGAAGUUAAAUUACUUCAAAUAAAUAGAUAAUUAUGGAUAUUAAUAAAAUAAGAAAACUGCUAAAGUUUCCAAUGAGAUUCGGAUACAUCUUGUUUUGGAAAUAAUUUAACAUCGCAUAUGUUUACGUGUAUAGAUAUAUUUGCAUAAAAUAUAUCAACAUAUUAUUUUCUAUGAUUAGACCGAAUUUCGUUAAGCGAAAUACGUUUUCUUAGGCAGCUAAUAUGUCUAUAAUUACAAUUCGUCAAAUACCAGUUAUUGACGCACAACAUGAACCUUUUAUGGACACUUUUGUACAUGUGUUAGACUGUUUUACUCAAUGACCAUACGAAAUGAUGUUUUAGGAGACUGUAACUGACUUGUUUGAUGAUAUUAAAUACACAUUAAGUAUUCAAAACCUUA
Osmia bicornis bicornis is the source of this 3984-nucleotide messenger RNA. Its product is annotated as RNA-binding protein 45. Gene Ontology annotation, molecular function: RNA binding. NCBI's taxonomy places the organism in Eukaryota, Metazoa, Arthropoda, Insecta, Hymenoptera, Megachilidae. The coding region runs from base 1057 to 2508 and encodes 483 amino acids. The transcript is spliced from 8 exons. The record is from RefSeq and is a predicted model, not a curated record.